This is a messenger RNA of Zerene cesonia (dogface butterfly), 2989 nucleotides long. Its product is annotated as TBC1 domain family member 13. Gene Ontology annotation, molecular function: GTPase activator activity. Lineage: Eukaryota; Metazoa; Arthropoda; Insecta; Lepidoptera; Pieridae. The transcript is spliced from 9 exons. Gene Ontology annotation, biological process: intracellular protein transport; activation of GTPase activity. The coding region runs from base 156 to 1310 and encodes 384 amino acids. The record is from RefSeq and is a predicted model, not a curated record.
AUUUGUAACUUGGAGGUGUUUAUUACUUCUGGCUUCAUGCUAUUUGCUUUGGAAGUUUCAUUUCUUUUUAUUUCGUAUAUACCCUUAAAAUGCUAUUAGUGCUACUUUAAAAAUUAAGGGGAAAAGUAAUUAUUUGUUGUGCUUUUCAAACUACAAUGAGCUUAUACAGAGCAAGAAUUCAAGCUUUUAAAAAUCUUCUAGAUAAAGAGGAAGUGGACAUAGAUGCUCUUAGAAAAUUAGCAUUUCAUGGAGUGCCAGAUAAGAGAGGCCUUCGCUCACUAGUAUGGAAAAUUUUACUUCACUACAUUCCACCUGAGAAGGGUGCUUGGGAAUCAGUUCUGCAAAAACAGAGACAGCUCUACAAACAAUUAAUUGAGGAGAUAAUUGUCUCUCCUGGGGGACCCACAGAUCAUCCACUGAGCAUAAGCCCUGAAAGUUCAUGGAGUAAUUACUUUAAAGAUAAUGAGGUUCUACUUCAAAUCGAUAAGGAUGUGAGAAGACUUUGUCCAGAAAUAUCCUUCUUUCAAUCAGCCACCGAAUUUCCUUGCUUAGAAAUAGUUAACAGUAAUGGAGUGAAGAGAUUACAUAAAAGAGUUGAACAAUCUGUUUUGAACUAUUCUACUUUGGAGAGAAGAGGUCUCGGAGUCGCAAAGUUAAGCAAUGAAAUCCGUAGAUCGGAGAGCUUAACAAGCGGUGAUUACGCGCCAUUGAACGAAGGCAGUGAGGCACAUUGGGAAGUUGUUGAACGAAUGUUGUUCCUAUACGCCAAAUUGAACCCGGGACAGGGCUAUGUGCAAGGCAUGAACGAAAUCAUGGGACCGAUAUAUCACGUUUUUGCUAUAGACCCGGAUGAAGAGUUUCGAAAGCACGCGGAAGCGGACUGCUUCUUCUGUUUCACGAAUUUAAUGUCGGAAAUCCGGGAUUUCUUCAUACGGACCCUAGAUGAGACUGAGAGCGGAAUCAACUAUAUGAUGUCGAGACUUAGCGAUUGCGUGAAACGGAACGACAGGGCCGUGUGGGACCGUCUCGAGAAACAGGAACUUCGGCCGCAGUACUAUAGUUUUAGAUGGCUCACGCUUCUUUUGUGUCAAGAAUUCUCGUUACCCGACGUUGAACGGAUAUGGGACUCGCUCUUUGCUGACACCAAUCGAUUUGACUUCCUCAUCAACAUUUGCUGUGCCAUGAUUUUACUUGUGAGAGACAAUCUUCUCAGCGGAGAUUUUGCGUCAAACGUCAAACUUCUACAAAAUUUCCCGCCAAUGGACGUCAGUCUCAUAUUAAACAAGGCCGUCCAAAUUUCUAAUAAUUAAAUUUAUAACAUUUAGUGAAAGUUGGUAUGUCAGUGUAAAUUUCUACAUUAGAUAUAAAUAUUGUUCAUUUGAUAUGUAUGUGUCCAUGUUUUGCUAUUUUUAAACCAUACGUAUUUAAAAGAAAGAAAAAUGGGUAUUAUGUCGCUGAUUUUUAACUGCAAUUUAAUGUUCAAAACUAAGUGCAUUUCAAAUUAAAUUCAAUGUCUCAAACAUACAAUAUAUGAUCUAAGACAUUGCAGGACAAUUUUCAUCAUCAAAAUCAUAUUUAUUACUAAAAUUUAUUUUUUGAUUAUUUUUAUGAAUGUUGGCAUAUCCAAUAUUGAUAAUAAUUUUAGUGUCAUAAGUUAGAUAUAUUUUUUGUAAGAUUAUUUUUGUUAUAAUUUUAAGAUAUAUUUUACAACGAUUUUACUCAUAGAGAUUUUAUAAAACUCACCACAAGUACAUGACUGAUUAAUUGUUCAUUAAACUAAAGCCAGCUUAAUAUACUUAAAUCAUUUCAACAUAUUUUGAGUAACUUUGUUUAAGAAAUAAAAUUGCCUUCCUUAGAAUUUUUAUAGCUUUUGUUUUUUUAUUAAUAUCAAUAAGGCAUUUGAUAUCAUCUUAUUAUUAAAUUGUGUGUCAGCAGAAAUGUUAUAUUAAAUAUUAACAUUAUUAAUGCCAUAUAAUGUAUUAAAUUAAACUUAAGAUUUAUGGCAAUACAAAAUUAAAUUUGAAGGCAACUUUCAAAGUAGCGGUAAAAAGUUGUGGAGAUAUCACGUCCUUGUCUGACACCGCGAUCUUAAAUUGCCUUUGUGCACUGCUCUUGUAGUAUAGUAAAUUCUUCUGUCACCGAAUCUCAAAAUAUUUAAAUGAAUUCUUAAAAACAAUGACUUAUAUUACUUUUAAUUUGUUUGUUAUUAUUAACUUAGUCUUAAACUUGAAAGGCUCACACCAAAGUUGCAAUUUAAUUAUUUUUACAGUGCCAUAAAUACAUAAAAUAUUUGCACCGAAAAAUCUCUUUUCGUUUAUUUAACAACUUUAUUAUGUUUGUUCAACAAACUAGCAGCAUAUGAAUACGUAAAAGAUCGUGAUAAAACGUAAUAAUUAAAAGCCUAUGUUCAAUUUAAUACAAAACCUGUUUCGUUAUUUUUACUAUUAGAAAUGUCAAUUAAGUGUAGCCAUCUCCAACAAGACUUGUAUGUAUAAAAUUGUACUCUGUUACGAAUAUAAUCGAUCAUAUCUCAUCGCAAGCCUUUCAAUUUUAGAAAUUGACUUAAAUUUAGGUUUGCUAUUGACAAGAAAAUGUUUAAGAUAAUUUUAAGACUACUGAAAAAUAUGAGAAAUAUACGAUGACGAUUCGUGUCUUGUGUUAUUUAAAAAAUAUGAUAUCGUAAUCAUAACUAAGAACUGCUACUAAAGCUAACGAGUUCCAUCAUUGAAAAUGUUCGCAAUAUUCCAUGCCUAGAAAAAAAUCUAUAAAGAAUGAAUUAUACCCAAUUUUUUAAACAAAAUUCGUAAUUUCUCGUUUUUUUUUCGUUUCGGCCUAGAAGACUCAUAAAAUUAUGUAAUAAGCAUUAGAGAGGUACACCAAAACCAGUAAAUAUUAUUGUUCAAUUUAAUAUUCAUAAUGAAACAUGUUUGUACUGAAUAAUUUAGAUAGAAAAUAGUUAUUUAGGUAAUUAAUUCAUUAAUUUGUAAAU